AUGGCCGUGAAUUUCAAAGUACCCCAGUUCAGCACAGAGAAUCCAAAACUGUGGUUUGCGCAGGUUGAGGCUCAGUUCUUAACAUUCCAGGUAACAACUGAGCGCGCCAAAUUCGACCUGUUGAUUCCGCUGCUUGGAACCUGCAUCGCCGCUGAAGUGCAAGACACCGUCGUCAAUCCUCUAGCAAACACACCGUACAGCGAUUUAAAGGCCACGCUGAUCAAAUGCUUCGCGAAAUCUGAGGAUGCGCGCAUUACGCAGCUUCUUGACAGAGAGAGACUCGUUGAUCGGACUCCGUUGCAACAUUUGCGCCAUCCGCGUUCGCUAGUUCCCGGCAUUGAUAAGGCUCUAUCAUUGAAGCACCUUUCAGCGCCGCAACAUUUAACAAGCUCGCACGAGUCAGGUGACCAUAUGGUCGAGCGUAUAUCGCUCAAACCACAAGCUGCCGCUGCUACAGCAACUUCUUCAUCAUCAACCCCCGAGCACGGCGAGAUUGCUGCACUACACCGAGAAAUUGCGCAAUUGGCGUACCAAGUAAAAAAAUUGCCGAUGAACCGUGGUCGAUCGAGAUCUUGCACUCGAUCACGGUCACGUGUAUCGAAGAAGUUUGACGUCUGCUAG
Microplitis demolitor is the source of this 621-nucleotide messenger RNA. RefSeq lists its product as uncharacterized. The record is from RefSeq and is a predicted model, not a curated record. Lineage: Eukaryota; Metazoa; Arthropoda; Insecta; Hymenoptera; Braconidae. The coding region runs from base 1 to 621 and encodes 206 amino acids. The transcript is spliced from 2 exons.